Molecule: messenger RNA, 1915 nt
Organism: Vitrella brassicaformis
Lineage: Eukaryota; Vitrellaceae
Source: the annotation of a GenBank genome assembly
CUCGCUUGCGCUUCGAAGUUCGUAUAUUUGCCUUCGAAAGCGUUCCGCCCCAUCGAGGAAGCGUCUUUGCAGAGACCGCGACGUUCUAUUGCCGACCCCCACCCCACCCCCCUUCUGCUUAUCGCCAUGUCGAAGCUGUCGAAGCUUUCGUCGGCGUAUGACGCCUCGCUGCACCCCCGCCCCUUCAUCCCCGCCCCCGGCAAGACCACCGGACCGCAGCAGUGCCGCAGCCAGGCCCGCAAACCCGCGAAAGACGGGAAGAAUCCCUCUGGGCGCCGCGCUGAGGACGAGGCUGAGGACACUGCAGUGGGGUUGAAGGAGGUGGCUCGGCCGCAGGCCGUGAUAUCGACGGGAGUGCCCAGUGUGGAAACGGGCAACAGCACUCCCGUUGAUAUCACGGCGCCGCCAACCGUUCCCCCCCGCUUGAAGUUGACUAUGGCGCCAUGCAUGCGCCUGCAGUGCAGCGUUCUUUCGCGUCGCCGCCAUCGCACUAUCGUCCCGUCCCGCUGCCGGUGCCCGUCAUCGGCGACCCCCGGCUGAUGUCGUCAUAUCCGCCUUUCUCAGCCCCUCGCACCCGCCUGCAUUCCGAGACCUUCGGAAAGCUGAUAUCGUUUGAGGACAUUCCCACAGGGCACCUCAUCCCUGUGUAUAUGUUCUUCGGCACACCUGUGGCUUUGGCCGAGGCCAAGUGGGUGGCUGAUUUGGCGGCCAUGGGGCUCAAGGCGAAGAUGAUGGGCGGAAAGGUGGACGAGGAGACGGGAGAGGCCGUGACGGGCGGAUAUUGGGUGGAGACCAUCCAGUGACACGACACGAUAGCGACACGAGGACACACAGACGCAAAGGAGAGUGUGUGUGGGAACGGUGUGUGUGUGAGAGUGGUUUGAUAUGCGGCUGGGUGGAUGGGUGGUGUGUGGUUGGUGUGAGAGAGCUAAUGAUAAGGAGAGGGAUGUGACACGUACGUGAACAUCCGCCCUGUCUCUCUCGGUGUGAUGGAUGGCGAUGGGGGGGAUGGAUGGAUGGAUGGAUGGGUAUGAUCGAGGGUUUUCAACGAAUGCGUGCAGCGCAGUUUCUGCAGUGAUGUGCUGUGUGAUAAACAUAAGCCAUGAUCACAUGAUCCACUAGAGGUUACUUACCUUCAUGAUUGAGUUGGUGAUUUCUCGGCUGUUUCUCCUCCUUUUCGGAUGAGCGAGCGUGUAUCGGACUACACCCAACCCCCUCCACCUACCCUCAUCCCGCGAGACGGCGGCGGGCCCCCCUGUUGCGCAUGCAACGAGAAAGGGACGUCUGCGCUGUCCACAUGCAGCCGACGAUGUGACUGCCGGAAUCACAAGCGCCUCUGCACUAACUGUGUUAACUGCAAGCGCGGCACAUGCACGAAUUUUGCGUAUCCGGCGGACCCGGCCGUUUGCGAUGAUGAUGAUGAUGAUGAAUCGGAUGCCGUCUCUGGAUGGAUUCGCUCUCGCUUGUCUAUCGCCCUCGCGCGUGCGACUAGCUUCUGUCUGCGUGGUGCUGAUGGGACUGUAUUUGUAUGAGUAUCACGGACACACAGACGAGUGUUACGGUUAAUGACAGUUUCCACUGUGCUGUGUGCAUCACACAGGUCGCUCUCUUCAGAUUUGCUCUCUUGCUCUCAAUCAUGCCUCGCUGCAGUGGGUGGGGCUACUUACUGCAUGUGCAUAUGUACGUGUGCAAUUGAGUGUUCUUCCUUCCUUCCUAUCGAUCUGUGUGCGUCCGUGUAUCGUGGGCUGUGAGCUGCCUAUUUUUCCCUCGAUCUCUGCUUUGGCGAGAGGAGGACAGACAGAUGGAUGGACACAUCGAUGUGACAAAUGGAUGGGUGUGGUGGAUGGUGAGCCUCUCUUGCGUGCAGACGGACAGACAGACCGCUUCACUUUCACAUCAAUGUACAAUAGAAAAC